Aspergillus brunneoviolaceus CBS 621.78 is the source of this 1408-nucleotide messenger RNA. RefSeq names its product tRNA wybutosine-synthesizing 3 family protein. NCBI's taxonomy places the organism in Eukaryota, Fungi, Ascomycota, Eurotiomycetes, Eurotiales, Aspergillaceae. Gene Ontology annotation, biological process: tRNA methylation. The transcript is spliced from 2 exons. Gene Ontology annotation, cellular component: cytoplasm. Gene Ontology annotation, molecular function: tRNA methyltransferase activity. Bases 157 to 1200 code for a protein of 347 amino acids. The record is from RefSeq and is a predicted model, not a curated record.
CGGAUCAGGAGGAGGAAGGAAAAGAGAAGAAGGACCACCAGAGCUGCCCCGCCUUAGAUAGCCGGUUUCUGACGGUUCUGGGGUAAUCAAGAAGAAUUGUUGGGUCCAAUACCAUAGUGAACAAGCGAGGAAAGCAAGCGCAGACAGAGGCCCAUCAUGACUGGUCCCGAAUCCCGCCCAACUCCCGAGGCUUUUGAGCGUCGAAAGCGCAAAAUCCUUGCCGAAUUAUCCAUUCCUGACGCAGAGUAUACUGAUCUCUCACCCAAGGGGUCGGUGGAUGAAGGCAUCCGUGAGCUGAUCGAUGAUAUCAAUACCUUGCCCGGACUAGUAACCACUAGCAGCUGUGCAGGGCGGUUCAGUGUUUUCCUAGAGGGGAGAAAGAAACAGCAUCAGCAACAGUCGUCAGAAGUGCAGCAGAGACAAUUCGUACCUUCAGGGGGCAAAGGAGCUGGGAAAUGGCUGUAUGUGUCUCAUGACGCGUUGAAGGAGUAUGGAGAAAAGCAAGGUGAAGAAGAAGAUGAGGAAGAGGAGAACAACAAGAGACCGCUGCACCGCUUAUUCGGGAUGAUUCCUGGAGAUGGGAAACCGCCCAAGCUGGACGGAUCCGGUCAGGCCCCGCGUCUCGUGCGCUUCUCCUAUGAGCCGAUGAUUCUCCAUAUAAUGGCAGCGACCCUCCACCACGCCAACCCCGUCCUCUCCGCCGCCUCCAGCUCCGGGUUCCGCGAAAGCGGACUCCAGAGUCUUCGCUGUCUAGAUGCGGACGACGCGGACGGCCCCAGUCCCAUCGUCGCUGUCCGCUCCGCCGGCAUGGCUCUGGAGUCAGUCAUCGGGUACUGCGAAGAGAAGCAGGACGACGACGACGAGGAGGAGUCCGAGCCCGUCAUUCGCAGUUUGGUCACGGAGGAGUACCUGGAAAUGUUGAUCGCCAUCUCGAACGAACGGUUCGUCGUCAAUUCGGAACGCAAGGAACGCUUCCGGUCAAGUCUGGUGGAGAUGUGUUCCGCGGAUCAUGCUCCAGGCGCGAAGGCGAAGGGGAAAGCGAGGCCCGUGGGCUGGGAGGAUCCUGCUGCACGCAGGGAGAGGAUGAGGGCGGAAGGACUACGAAAGAAGCAGCAACAGCAGCAACUCGAACAGACGAGCCGAACAGAGGAAGGAGAUGGUGGUGCGAUUGGCAAUGUCGAUUUAUUCAUUGGAGACUAACCUUGGCGAUAUUCGAGAUUGACAGCAUAAUAGAAGCAAGAACAUGAAAAAUCAUGAGAUAUUAAGGCUUUGCCAGGCUCAAGAGAAUAAAAAAACAAGAAGAAAACAAGAAGAACGAUACAUUCAUAGCUUAAAGGCAGUGUACCCGUGUAGCAUGUGCUCUUGAACCGAUAGCACUUGAUGAAAUGACGUUCUGAAAUUCGUGCAG